Molecule: messenger RNA, 1876 nt
Organism: Notechis scutatus (mainland tiger snake)
Lineage: Eukaryota; Metazoa; Chordata; Lepidosauria; Squamata; Elapidae
Source: RefSeq, a predicted model, not a curated record
AAAGACUCUGGUCUCUGCUCAGUACAUGAAGAGAGCGAAGUCUUCAAACGGUGGGCAGCCUUUAAGCCCAUUUCCCCAAUUGGGAUGCCAACGUAUGAAGAACGGUUGCAGGAAUUGGGUAUGGCUGGUCUAGAGAAAAGAAGGACUAGGGGUGACAUCAUAGCAAUAUUCCAUAAAGAAGACGGGGGUCAACUGAUUUUCCAAAGCACCAGUCCCGAAACAAGAAACAAUGGAUGGAAACUAAUCAAGGAGAGAAGCAACAUAGAACUAAGGAGAAAUUUCCUAACAGAGAAAACAAUUGACCAGUGGAACAGCUUGCCUUCAGAAGUUGUAAUGGAUCAGAGUGAAGACAUCUGGCUAUCUCUGAAGCCCAAAGAGCCACUGUCAUCUCAGUGCUGUGGCAGUGGCUGCAAACCCUGCAUUUAUGAUAUAUAUCAGGAAGACCUAAAGAAGUGGGAAGAAGCCAAAGCAAAAGAAGAUAUAAGCCUUCUCUCCAGAAAGAAGCAGCAAAGUAGCAAUUCAGACCUAACACCAGAAAUAUUUAUGGCUUUCAUCAUAAGGUCUGUGACUCAAUUGACCGAGGACACCUACCAGUACACUUUUAAAUUGCCUGGAAACAGCAGCUUGGGGUUGAGUUUAGGACAACAUAUUGUGCUAAGAGGAGUAGUGAAUGGUUUGGAGGUUCAGAGAGCUUAUACUCCAAUUACGCCUGUGAAUGCCGAAGGGUUCUUUGAAGUUUUAAUAAAGUGCUAUAAAACUGGACUAAUGUCCCAAUAUAUAAAAUCAUGGAAAACAGGAGACACCAUUUUUUGGAGAGGACCAUUCGGAGGUUUUCCUUAUACAGCCAAUCAGUAUGGAGAACUCCUCAUGCUCGCUUCUGGGACAGGCAUAGCACCAAUGCUUCCUAUUAUCCAGUACAUAACCGCAAAUGAAGAUGAUGAGACUUUUGUAACUCUGAUAGGCUGUUUCAGAACUUUUGAAAAUAUUUACAUGAAAGCUCUUCUUCAAGAACAGUCUCGAUUCUGGAACAUCAGGACAUUUUAUGUAUUAAGCCAGGAACAGUCACUUAAAAAUCUGCCAUGGAGCUUUCAAGAGACUGCACACCUUGGUUGAAUAAAUGAAAACCUGAUUAAGAGUAUGGUGAACACAUGUAGAAGGAAACCCUUUGUACUAGUAUGUGGCUCAGUGACAUUUAAUGAAGAUAUGGAGAAGUGCUUGAAAGCAAUUGGUUUUGAAAAAGAGUCAUAUUUUAUAUUUUAAAUUACUUCAAAUGAAGUGGGUAUCUUGGCUACAAAUAUUACUACUGGACAGGUCUGCUGAACUAUUUUUAAAAAUUUAUAUGAUGUAUAUAAAGAGUUUUAUAAAUGGUUUCAUAAAUUAACAUUAUUUCAGAGCUUGUAUUAUAUUACUAUAUUUCUGUUUGUUGCAAAUUUAUGUAAAAUUUAUCUGCCUUUUGUGGGAAUAUUGAGAUCCCCAUACAUUGGGUGCAGUAUAUACAGUACAGGAACAAGGAUCAGAGUCACCGUUUUGAUUUUCCAGCUAUUGAUCUGAGUUGGCUGAAAAUCUUUCUCCGUGCCAAGCUAAACCACAUGCACAAAUUACACUAUGGAAAUAUAUCUGUUUGUUGUCCUGUGGAAGAUAUCCAAGCAGAACAUUCUGCUGUGUAGCUGUAUAUUAUCAGCAUUCUGCUUUAUCAGCAUUUUUUGAAAAAUUAUUUUAAAAAUUGAAGGACGCUUUGUGAAUCUUGCCCUAGUACACUCUAAAUCCACUGGAUUGCCACUUGUUUAAGAAUCACAAUAACUGGAAACAGUGGGUUCCAGUAUUAUUUUAUUCCUAUUAAUUUAAAUAUACAGUGCAUUUGUGAAAUAUCCCCCUA